AUGGGAAGGGCACCUUGUUGUGAUAAGAAGGGGUUGAAAAAGGGGCCUUGGACCCCUGAGGAAGAUAAGAAACUGGUGAGCUUUAUCAGCAAGAAUGGCCAUGGCGGCUGGCGCUAUCUCCCCAAGCUUGCAGGUCUCCUUCGUUGUGGGAAAAGUUGUCGGUUGCGUUGGACAAAUUAUCUAAGGCCAGAUAUUAAGAGAGGCCCUUUUAGCCUUCAUGAACAGAAGCUUGUCAUUCAGUUGCAUGCCAUUCUUGGCAACAGGUGGGCUGCAAUGGCCUCCCAGCUCCCAGGGAGAACAGACAAUGAGAUCAAAAACCUAUGGAACACCCAUCUCAAGAAGCGCGUGGCACACGGGCUCCUGCUCGAGCCCGAAGGCCAGCCAGCCCACCACAUGGCGGCCCACGAACCCUCUGACUUUUUCCUCCGGCUGUGGAACUCGGAGGUCGGCGAGACUUUCCGGGACGUGAGCAACGCCGGCAGAAGCUACAGUUCCCCAAGCACGGUGGCUUCGUUCGUCUUGUCGGGGCGCACGUCAGAUUCAUGGAGCCCACGCGAGGCGGAAGACUCGUACGAGUCGGAACUGCGUGAGCUGCUUCUGGAUUUCCCGGGCGAAAACGACAUGAGCUUCUUGGGGCAGCCUGAUUAUUGUUAUUAUGAUUAUGGCUCUAGCUUUUCUUGA
Molecule: messenger RNA, 681 nt
Organism: Striga hermonthica
Lineage: Eukaryota; Viridiplantae; Streptophyta; Magnoliopsida; Lamiales; Orobanchaceae
Source: the annotation of a GenBank genome assembly